AGGAAGUGAAAAGGCUGCUGAAAGCCCCAUGAGCUGAUUCUGCUCGGUCCAAAGCACAAUAAGAAAGGGAAGUGAACACAACACAGAACCUUUAACAGCACAAGCCUGAAAACAGAGACGAGCACAGACUAACGCGACAGGACAGAUCUCAAAAUGGCUCACGGUUGCCUCAAGUGUUUAAAAUACACCAUGUGUGCUGCCAACUUCCUGUGUUUUAUGUGUGGUGUGGCGGUUCUGAGCUUCGGUGUGUACCUGACAGUAAACGUCAAGAUGACAGCUCUCACUCCCUCACUGGCUAACCUAAACAUCUCUAACAUGCUGCUGAUCAGUGGCAUCAUCAUCACCUGCGUGUCCUUCCUGGGAUUCCUGGGAGCUCUGAAAGAAAACCGCUGCCUCCUGAUGACGUUUUUUCUGCUGCUCUUCCUUCUGAUGCUGGUGGAGCUGUCUGCAGCAUGCCUGAUGCUCGUCUAUGAGAAGAAGAUAAACUCUUGGAUAAAAGAUGAUCUCAAGGAAGGGUUAGAGAAAGCAAAAUUGCAGAGUGGAAAUUCAACUCUUCAGAGUGACUGGGACUUUGUUCAGAACACGUUCGACUGCUGUGGAGUCAAUAACGUCACAGACUGGGGAAAUAAGGUGCCUGAAUCCUGUUGCCAGGGCCCAUGUGAUACCCCUGGCGGCUCGUACAAGACCCAGGGUUGUUUGUUUGCACUUAACAACUGGUUUGAGGAGAAUUUUCUGAAUAUUGGCAUAUCUGUCAUCGUUCUCUGUAUAAUUGAGGUGUUGGGGAUGUGUUUUGCCAUGACGCUGUACUGUCACAUCAGCAGAGCUGGACUGGGCUACAAGUUAUAGAUUCUCUACACCUUUCAUCUGGCUCUGGGUUCAAACUGUUGUACAGGUUUACAAAAUAAAGGCCCCCCACAGAGCCCCCCCCCCCCCCAUUGCCUGGGAAAAAAACCUGAAACCUUCAAAAUCACAACUAGUUUUUCACACAUUUAAGUUAUGAAUUGCUUUUCAUGUAAACACUUUCUUAACGUUUUGUAAAUGUUGCUGCUUGUCAAGUUUUUUCAUUUUGUUGCCUGUUUCUACUACAAUAUAUAUUUCUGAAAAUCAACUGCCUGUAAAGAAUCAUUUAAAGUUAAAAUUGCACUAAUAGUUUACAGAAUAAACUGCGCAACAGUUUAUAGCCCUCCAUGCUGUCAUUUGAUCAUUUCCUGUUUGCAGGGUUCUGUGGUACAGCCUUAAGAAAAAAAAAAAACACUUCCUCUUUCGAUGCAUCAGAAUGGAAUGAAAAAGUUUGAAUUCAAAGCAGGAAGAAAAGAGUUGAUCCAACAAGUUAAAAACCACAAACACCACAGAUUAAUUUAUUUAUUUCAAGAAUAAAUCCUGCAUCAAAUAUCUUCGAGCCAGAGGGGAAAAAAAAACUAGGAUUUUUACAACUUAAAAUUAUUUUGUUCUUUUUAAAACUGUCACAUACAAAAUAGAAACAAAUACAAUUUUGUAAUUAAAAAAAUGUAACUGUACACAGCAGAAUACACCGUUUAUUGCAAACUUGAACACCCCUGACACCGCAAAAACUAUCAACAAUAGCAUCGCAAAUUCACCUACAGAUAUGAAAAGACAAGAGAGAAACUAUUCUGAUCCAGCUGCAAAACUAAUAGCUGGGUGAAGUUUGGUCCCACCCGC
Molecule: messenger RNA, 1680 nt
Organism: Austrofundulus limnaeus
Lineage: Eukaryota; Metazoa; Chordata; Actinopteri; Cyprinodontiformes; Rivulidae
Product: leukocyte surface antigen CD53
Exons: 8
Coding region: 154-846 (230 amino acids)
Cellular component (GO): plasma membrane
Source: RefSeq, a predicted model, not a curated record